Molecule: messenger RNA, 656 nt
Organism: Spirometra erinaceieuropaei
Lineage: Eukaryota; Metazoa; Platyhelminthes; Cestoda; Diphyllobothriidea; Diphyllobothriidae
Source: the annotation of a GenBank genome assembly
AUGCAGCGGCGCUGGAGUGGCCACCUGGUGCGCAUGGACGACGAGCGACUUCCCAAACGACUCUUCUACGGAGACGUCGCGACGGGUUCUCGUCGUAAAUGUGGCCAGAUUCGCUGUUACAAUGAUACCAUGAAGUCCUCCCUGAAACGCCUGCAAAUCAUCUCCACCAAAUGUGAGGAGCUCGCACUCGAUCGACCGACCUGGAGGGGACAGUGAAGACAGGCGCUGCGAUCUACGAAGCCAACCGCAUCGCUGCCGUCAAGGCGAAACGCGAAGCCCGCAAAUCACAACAUCGCCCGGUACGCAACGCCACCGCACAACCGCUUCCACCCUGUCUUCGAUGUCAACGGACAUUUCGGGCUCGAAUCCCAGUUGUUGGACAUCUUCGGAUUUACUGUGCCUCUCGAACUGCACCCAACUUUAUCCCCCCGCCCGCGUCAUCCUCGUCCUCUCUGCCGCCGAAUAACUCUGACAAUUCUUCUGACCCACCACUUCCAUCCUCCUUCUCUUUCUCCUCCUACUCCUCCCUCUCCUCCUCCUCCUCCUCCACCCCCUCCUCAUCCUCCUCCUCCUCCUCCACCACUGCCCCAUUGGCACAUCACCAAGCGCGGCACAACAACAGACACCACCCCCACAUCUUGCGACUCCAGCGAUGA